AUGGAAGUCUGGUGCCUCCUCGUCGAUCACAAAAACAGGCCUACUGGCCAGUCAUUCAAGGUCGAAGUAUCUUCCGACGCCGAUGUCGAUGACUUGGCGGAGAAGGUCAAGGCCAAGGCACCUCGUGUCCUUGGCGACAUUGAUGCAAGCGAGCUCGAAGUGUGGAGAUUUACAAACUCACCAGCUAAUUUCGUCGAUAAUGAUCGUGAAGUGCUUGAGGAGCUAGUCAGCAAGGCAUUCUCUAAUAUUGGGGAACUCCGUAUGAGGCAGGUAAUAGCACGCCUGAACAUCUCAGCUGGAGAGACACUGCUCAUCAAGUUGCCCGUGAACCGAGCUCCCGAUCCCGUGCAACUUCUCUCGCUCAACUGUCUCGUUCUCCAAGUUGGUGGGGAGCCGAAUCCGAUCUUUGCAGUCAGGAUUCUGAAGACCGAAAACGUCAGCACCCUCAAAGACUUGAUCAAGGAGAAACGGUCCCCUCGCCUCAAUCAUGUUGUUGCCUCGGAUCUUAUCCUCAGGCAGGUCUGCCGACGCGUAGAUGAUGACCUCCACGAAAGUCUCAAAGACAUCGAUCUCACACCAUUGAAGCCGCUCCUACCGCUCUUGCAAGUGUUCCCUCGUGUGGAAGGGGACCACCUGCACAUCGUUGUUGAAGUACCAACUAAUGGCGAGCCCAUUCCGGUCUCCCUCCACAUCACAGACAACCUCAUUGAAGCCACAGGAGGAGAGGAGAGGAGAGACCAGAUCUCUGCCUUGCAUGAAAGGUUUCAAAAUGUCAUCUCGCUCUUCCAGUCCCUUUAG
Cantharellus anzutake is the source of this 798-nucleotide messenger RNA. RefSeq lists its product as uncharacterized. The record is from RefSeq and is a predicted model, not a curated record. NCBI's taxonomy places the organism in Eukaryota, Fungi, Basidiomycota, Agaricomycetes, Cantharellales, Hydnaceae. The coding region runs from base 1 to 798 and encodes 265 amino acids. The transcript has 3 exons.